Penicillium salamii is the source of this 2367-nucleotide messenger RNA. NCBI's taxonomy places the organism in Eukaryota, Fungi, Ascomycota, Eurotiomycetes, Eurotiales, Aspergillaceae. The record is from the annotation of a GenBank genome assembly.
AUGGCGACGAGACUAUCUCUCAAUGCUCGUAAUCGACUUUUACGAACACCUCUAGUAUCGACUCGUUCGAUAGCUCUGACACCGCGAUCAACCAUCCUCCCCCGCGCCGCCGCGUUGGCACGAACAGCCUUCAAUCCCACUUCAAUUACUAUUCGCCACUAUGCUAAAGGCCGUCCACACCCACCAGGUGGCACCCACCGAAUGGAUAUGAGCGGAGAACCCGAGAAAUCGGCCCUCGAACAAUACGGUGUCGACCUCACAGACAAGGCAAAGGCUGGGAAGCUGGAUCCGGUCAUUGGGCGGGAUGGUGAAAUCCACCGCACUAUUCAAGUUUUAUCUCGUCGAACCAAGAAUAAUCCCGUUCUGAUUGGUGCUGCUGGAACUGGAAAGACCGCAGUUCUUGAAGGCCUGGCCCAGCGCAUUGUGCAGGGAGAUGUCCCCGAGAGCAUCAAAAACAAACGUGUCGUUUCGCUAGAUCUUGGCUCACUAAUUGCAGGUGCCAAGUUCCGUGGUGACUUUGAGGAACGCCUGAAGAAAGUACUCAAAGAAGUGGAAGACGCGCAAGGAGGGGUCAUUCUUUUCAUUGAUGAGCUUCAUACGCUGCUAGGACUGGGUAAAGCUGAGGGCAGUAUUGAUGCCAGCAACCUUCUCAAACCUGCUCUUUCCCGAGGAGAACUCCAAUGUUGUGGUGCCACCACACUCAACGAGUACCGAUUGAUUGAAAAGGAUGUGGCUCUUGCCCGUCGUUUCCAACCUAUCCUCGUGAGUGAGCCAUCAGUUCCCUCAACCAUCUCCAUUCUACGUGGUAUCAAAAACAAGUACGAAGUGCACCAUGGUGUCAGAAUUACCGAUGGUGCGCUAGUCGCUGCAGCAACCUACAGCAACCGCUACAUCACUGAUCGCUUCCUACCUGAUAAAGCUAUUGACUUGGUUGACGAAGCCGCAUCUGCUCUUCGUUUGCAGCAAGAGUCGAAGCCUGAUUCGAUCCGAGAGUUGGAGCGUGACAUAACGACCAUUCAGAUUGAGCUCGAAUCACUUCGCAAAGAGACUGAUGUCGCAAGCCGGGAGCGACGAGAGAAACUUCAAGAAGAUCUGAAAAUAAAGAAAGAUGAAGCUGGGGAACUCACCAAGGCGUGGGAAAAGGAGAAAGCUGAGAUUGACACUAUUAAGGGAACUAAGGCCGAAUUGGAACGCGCCCGGUUUGAGCUUGAGAAGGCUCAACGUGAAGGAGACUUUGCCAAGGCUGGAGAGCUGAGAUAUGCUACCAUUCCCGAACUUGAAGCCAAACUACCCAAAGAAGGCGCCGAACAAGACCCAGAAAACCAGACAUUGAUCCAUGACUCUGUUACCGCCGACGAUAUUGGAAAUGUCGUCUCGCGAACCACGGGAAUUCCAGUCAACAAGCUCAUGGCUGGGGAUGUAGAGAAGUUGAUUCACAUGGAAGACACUCUCCGCAAAUCUGUCCGUGGCCAGGAUGAGGCCUUGUCUGCGGUUGCAAAUGCUGUGCGUAUGCAACGAGCAGGUCUCAGCGGGGAGAACCGUCCCCUGGCAUCUUUCAUGUUCCUUGGUCCCACUGGUGUUGGAAAGACCGAGCUUUGCAAAAAGAUGGCCGAGUUCCUAUUCUCCACAGAGAGUGCGGUCGUUCGCUUUGACAUGAGCGAGUUCCAAGAGAAGCACACCAUUAGCCGUCUGAUUGGCUCGCCUGCUGGAUACGUUGGAUACGACGAUGCUGGUCAGCUUACCGAAGCCGUGAGACGGAAGCCUUAUGCUGUUCUUUUGUUUGACGAAUUCGAGAAGGCACACCGGGAUAUUUCCGCGUUGCUACUGCAGGUCCUCGAUGAAGGCUUCUUAACAGACUCUCAAGGUCACAAGGUGGACUUCCGAAACACCUUGAUUGUCCUCACAUCAAACCUUGGAGCCAACAUCCUGGUCGGUGCCGAUCCCUUGUAUUCGAUCCAGGACUCCGAUGACUCCGACCUUUCGCCCAAGAUCAAAUCAGCAGUUAUGGAUGUGGUGCAGGGUGCAUACCCCCCUGAGUUCAUGAACCGAAUUGACGAGUUCAUCAUUUUCAAGCGUCUAUCGAAGGAUGCCUUGCGAGAUAUCGUCGAUAUCCGAAUUAAGGAGCUUCAAGCUCGACUGGACGACCGUCGCAUGACUCUCAAGGUUGAUGAUGAAAUCAAGGAUUGGCUGUGUGAUAAGGGCUACGACCCAAGAUUUGGUGCUCGGCCUUUGAAUCGUCUCAUCGCCAAGGAGAUUGGAAACCGCCUGGCCGACCAGAUCAUUCGUGGCCAAGUCGUGUCUGGUCAGACUGCCCGGGUCUCCCUUGAUGAAGCUAAGACUGGGUUGGUUGUGACCUCCCAAGAAUAA